AUUACAUUCAACACGUAAAUUUGACCAAUUUCAAAGUACGGCUUUGAACUACAAAAGGUAACCUUCCGGCGGCUUAUGUGGAAUCUGUAAAAAAGCUUGGCAACGCUAUCUAACGGCGGUGCAAAUUCGUGGAAACAAAGCAAGAGUCGAGUAUGGGGGACGAAGGUUCUGAACAUCUGGUACGACCAUGGCAAUUACCCAACUAUUACUAUGGCGCUGGCGUCGUGGGACUGCAUCAAGAGAUUGAACAUUUUUACAAUUAUAUUUUGGCCACGCCGACAGAGCUUGCGAUGCGGGCUGAAACAGUUCGUCGAGUGAAGAACCUUUUGCUGUCCUUGUGGCCAGAUGCCUGCGUCGAAGUAUUUGGUUCGAGUCGUACAGAUUUAUUUUUGCCUGCUUCCGACAUUGACGUUGUUGUCAUCGGCUAUUGGGGCCGGACGCCGCUUUACGACCUAGAGAAGGAACUCAUUGCACGCCAAGUCGCGCUGCAGGGCUCAGUGUGCGUGCUGGAUAAGGCGUCGGUGCCUGUGGUUAAGUUUACAGAGAGAGAGUCACAAAUUAAAUUCGAUAUUUCGUUCAAUGUGGACACAGGACUAAAAGCUGCCGAACUGAUCAAUGAAUUCAAGCACAAGUAUCCCGAAAUGCCCAAAUUGGUGAUGGUGCUGAAGCAGUUUCUGACCAUGCAUAGCUUGAACGAGGUCUACACUGGUGGCAUUUCAUCGUAUGGGCUAACUUUAAUGUGCAUAAGCUUUCUACAGCAGCAAAUUCACAUGAAAAAGUACAAAUACAAAAACAAAUUGGGGAUGCUUCUGCUCAGGUUCCUGGACUUCUAUGGACGCAAGUUCGAUUAUUUCAAGUACGGCAUAUCAGUUCGCGGCGAUGGCAGCAACGUGGAGAGAAGCCAAUUACAGACUGCACUGGCAGACUACAAUUGGCAAUCCGUCCUGUGCAUUGAAGACCCCAUAACCCCAACCAAUGACAUUGGACGGAGUUCAUACGCUGCGCUUUAUGUGAAAGAAGCUUUUGAAAGUGCCUAUCUGAAGCUAUCGAAGCUGGUGGACUCGGACUCUACUAAAGUUGUGGGUUCUAUACUAGGUUGCAUUGUGGAUGUGCCGCCAGAUGUGCUCCAUUACCGUCAGUGGGUCCACAGGAACUUCCAACACUUGUCGUUAAGGGGUAACGUCUCGCCUAAGUAUAAAAGGUGGAAACACUGGUAUUGCAAUUACGACUACCAACAUAACAAUAACUACAACUUGGAAGAGUUUGCUGAAAAUGUACAGGUGGAUCAAGAUUCUACGUUUGCAGGCCCCGCCAUACCUGCUGCCAAUACUGUCCCUCUUGGAGAGAAUGGCAUGAGUUUCAAGAGAUAUGGCUAAUAUAAGCGGGCUCAGUAUUAUACAGUUUAAUAAGUUCCAAUUCUGCAUUUAGUUUUACGUUUGUCAUAUUUUAGUUAGUUUAAUAUUUUAUAUUUUAUGUAUGCAUACAUAUUUAAUUCUGUGAAAGUAAAAAAAUUCAAAAGCGAAUCGAAAUCUAA
Messenger RNA from Scaptodrosophila lebanonensis, 1534 nucleotides. It is a transcript of the gene Trf4-2, whose product is annotated as inactive non-canonical poly(A) RNA polymerase protein Trf4-2. The record is from RefSeq and is a predicted model, not a curated record. Gene Ontology annotation, biological process: RNA 3'-end processing. Gene Ontology annotation, cellular component: nucleolus; TRAMP complex. Gene Ontology annotation, molecular function: mRNA binding; poly(A) RNA polymerase activity. The transcript has 2 exons. Lineage: Eukaryota; Metazoa; Arthropoda; Insecta; Diptera; Drosophilidae. The coding region runs from base 153 to 1376 and encodes 407 amino acids.